AUGCUCAACGCAAAGUCCCUCGCUCUCUGGGCAGCAGUCUUCCUCGCCGCUGCCAACGCAGUACCCUGCAAGCCAUGCAAUAAUGGCCCCAGGCCACAGCUUGGGGACCUCACAGGUGCCUUCCCGAUCCCGUUCUCUCCGCCAGUCCCACUCCCUGAUACUGGGUCACUUACUGGCACGGCCACUGGCAUGGCUUCCGACAUGACCGGCGGGACUGUUACCCCCUCGGUCCUAGUCGUCGGUGGAGCGGGACCUCUCGACGCCGCUGGAUCUCUAGGCCCAGUCGUCGGCGGUGAUGCGACCAGGCCACGUGGUCCCUUGGAGAUUUCGGAGGACCAUUUAGAGGAUCUGGCCAAGGUUGCUACUGGAGAAAAAGACCCGCUGGCGACACUGGAGGAGCAUGCCGCCGAUGAUGCUGGGCUCAUUCAAAACGAGCUCGGUGGGGGAACGGCGGCUGUGGGCGCCCAGUAG
Morchella importuna is the source of this 471-nucleotide messenger RNA. RefSeq lists its product as uncharacterized. Bases 1 to 471 code for a protein of 156 amino acids. The record is from RefSeq and is a predicted model, not a curated record. The transcript has a single exon. NCBI's taxonomy places the organism in Eukaryota, Fungi, Ascomycota, Pezizomycetes, Pezizales, Morchellaceae.